AAACCUCAUCAACGUGUGUCGAUAAAAAACUUAGCCCCUGGAACGCGAAAAAGAUAGCAUUAUGCAUGAAACCGACCUUGAAGACAGCACAAACAGCAUUCUUUGGCUGCACGAAAAGUUGAAAUGUCUCUGGAACUGCACAAAGUUCUGUGGGAUGUGCUUAGAAACUGAAAAUCUGAAUGCCAUCAACUUGGAGCUGGUUAUAAGUCGACAGAAAGAGUCCAAGUCAUUAUUGGAUAUUAUUAAUUUUAUAUUUAGAGAUGAUGUCGCAAAUAUAAUGUCUUGUUCCUAUAUAUGUGAUAAAUGCACAGAGAAGACGCUACAAUCCUACAUUUUUAUUAGCAACACAAAGAAAUUAUCCAAAGUAAUAAACACAUGUGUUAAUGAUUUACAUUCAAAAGUGACAGAUAUUAAUGAACAAGUAUUAAGUACUUUAGAAUGUAACAAAUCUAACAUCGUGAUAGUGUUGGAAGAAGACGAUGAUACUCUUGAAGACAUCAAAGAAUUAACAACUGUGUCCGAAAUAGUGCCAACACAGAAUCCUGUACUCAAAAAACUACCACAGACUAAUAUUAGUAGCUCUAAAUCUACAGUUGUGAUAGUCGAAGAUGAUGACGUUUUGAAUAGAAUUAAUACGAACAAGCACAUAACCGCGAAAGGUGGUGAAAUAGUUAUAAAUCCUAUUAAACUGAAUAUAGCUCCUUCAGUGCCUCAAUAUGUAAUCUAUAAAUGCUCAAAAUGCACAGCCAUUUUCACGACAUACAAGUCCUUGAAGGAACACGAAAAAGUAAAACAUAGCAGUAAACUUUUUAAGUGUACGGUUUGUUCAAAAGUUUAUUUGACCUUACAGUCCUUAGAUUUACAUUAUAAAACUCAUGAAGUGGCCCGCUGUAGGUAUUGCCUUAAAAUUACUAAAGACAAUGAGUUGAUGUUGCAUCUAAAAAAGGAGCAUGGCACAAUGUUGUCGUGUUGUCUGCAUUGUGACAAUGUAUAUUACACCCAUGAAGCCUUACAAACCCACAUCCGGGUCAGUCACAGUGUGAACAAUACAACUGAGAAUCCGCAGUGUCAGUACUGUUAUUUAGAAUUUACUACCUCAAAUAAGAGUUUACAUAAAUGCAAGUUUAAUUGUCCGGAAUGCACAAUAAUGCCUUGCAUCCAUCAUGAAUAUCUAAUUAGUUAUAGAAACCAGAUUUUAAGUCAUGCAAGCAAAGCGAAAUGCUUGAACUGUGAUUACACUACAUCGAGAAAGGAAUAUUUGGUAACGCACGCUAACAGAGAGCAUUUAGACCACCAUCCGUUCACAUGCAGCGAAUGUAACAUGCAGUUCUAUACUAAAGCAAGCCUCAGGAUUCACAUAGACCAAUACCACAUUGAGAAUACUUGCGAAUAUUGUGAUAAAGAAUACAAUAGGCCAUUCUUCCUACAAAAACACAGAAAUCAGUGUAAAACAAUAAUUAGAAAAAUUAAAUGUGACCAAUGUGUAGCGUCGUUUGAUAAUGUGGUGGAUUACGACAAACAUGUAUUUUUAAAGCACAACAAUGGAGGAUAUAAAUGCACAUUGUGCAAUAAGAGAUUCAUGGAAGAAAUUGAAUUGCAACAACACGAGGCAAUGAUACACAGUAGCACGGUCCAGUAUAAGAAGAGGAGUAAACAUAUUGAGUGUACACUGUGUGAAAUCAAAUUUAAAAGUAUUAAAAUGUUGCAACAACAUCAAGACACGAUUCACAAAGCAGGCACUCUGUUUCCUUGCAAGAGCUGUCCGAAGAAAUUCUACAGCUUAAAGAAGCUGCAAUUGCAUCAACACCGACAUUACGAAAGGAUUCAAUGUGAGAAAUGCCGAAGAAAAAUCAUUAGUGCCUUUUACCUCAAGCACGUGAUUAAGUGUAGCUCUGAGUGGAACAUGAAGAAACAUAUUUGUGAAAUGUGCGGGAAAGCGCUACUUUCAGAAACCGCUUUGAACAAUCACAUAAAAACACACCAGAUUGUCACAUGUCCGGUGUGCAACAAACGACUGAAAGAGUCUUUGCUCGAGAAACACAUGACGAGACAUAAAAAAAAUGUAGAGACCACUGGCUAUUCAAAUAUUAAAGCCAUACCGAUGCGAGCUUGUCCGGUCUGCGGCCACUUGGUACGAAAAAAACUCGAUCUCGAAGCGCAUAUGAACCGCUACCAUUACAAAAUCAAGCCCUUUAAAUGCCAACAAUGCAGCAAAGAGUUCUGUGGACGAGCCAGAUUGAGGGAACACCAGUUGACUCACGAGGAGAAGUCUUGCAUUUGUAACAUAUGUCAUAAGAAAAUGGCUAAUCGUGUAUGCCUUAAAAUGCAUCUAAGGAUACAUACAGGCGAAUGUCCUUACACUUGUGAGCAUUGUGGCGAAAAAUUCCGAUCAUCAAGCAUACUCAGUACUCACAUACAAAAGAAACAUGCCGAGAAGACCGUCUCAUGUCCAUCUUGCGACAGUAUGUUCCAUUUUGUGAGAGAAAUGAGGCAUCACUUCAAGCAUGUUCAUUGGAAAGGGAAAGACCGACCUUUUGAUUAUAAAGAAGUUGUGCCUAAAAUGUACCACCACCUGUUUGAAGACGGGAGACUGCCCAAACUUGAUGACAAUGAAACUUGAAACUAUGUUUCUAAUUUUAAUGGUUUUAUCAGGGAUGUCAUAAGUUGACUAAUAACGCUAUGGAGUCUUGUGUUGAUAUAUAGUCACUAGAGCGCAGACACUGGAAUACUGCGACCCACCUUGAGACAUGGGCUCGAACACUCAAUAGUUCUUCAGCCUGGGGUAGACGGGUCGCCAACACCGCUAGCCCGUGGUCAUCUCUGAAACAUUGUCUGAAUUUUGCAUAUUUUCAAUAAUGAAUUCAGUCUAUUUAAAUAUGUAAUGUAGUCCUUAAGUUUUGUUACAUUCAUGUAGUUACAACUCUACUAAUAAGACCUUGGCAUGGCGGUGGAAAGAUAACUUUUAGACUUACGGCACUGUUGUUAGCGUCUAAUUCUAGGCUUAAUUAUGACGCGACUUUUAAAGUGGUCAAAACAGAGUGUUCUAAAGGCCGCUAAAGGGUGUUUAGACUCUAGCAGACCUCAGACUUGCAACCACGUAUAAGUAAUAAUGUAUAUGGAGGGAAAGAAGGAAAGAAAAAAAUUGGAAAGUAUAUGGAGGGAUCUGAUUUCUAUAUCGCAUCACUGAUGUACCUGUAAAACCAAUUUGCUCGGAGUGUACAGCGAGAUUAUAUACACAGAUUACAAUCCUUGUCGAGCUAUGUGACAAAACUGAAAAAAGUCCCGUUCUGUAAUUAUGCAUACAAGCCAA
Bombyx mandarina (wild silkworm) is the source of this 3310-nucleotide messenger RNA. RefSeq lists its product as uncharacterized. The record is from RefSeq and is a predicted model, not a curated record. NCBI's taxonomy places the organism in Eukaryota, Metazoa, Arthropoda, Insecta, Lepidoptera, Bombycidae.